AUUCAAAAAAAAUAUAACUUACAUUUUUAAUUUAAAUAACGAAAAAACUACCCAAGCACUGUGAUUACAAAAACAAAAUACCAAAAAAAUUAGAAAAUACCAAGAAAAAAUCAAACAUAAAAUACUUUCGCCAAACCAAAAGAAAAGUCAAAACUAUUCCCAUAAACUAUUAAACUAAUUUUUAAAUAAAACAAAUGUAAAAAAGCUAAACAAAUUCCACAAUCAACAAAGCAACAAAUAAGAACCAACAAACGUCGCACAACAAUACUAAGCUCAAAGUUAAGUAACGGAGAAAAAACGAGCACAAUAAAGCACAACCGAACAAUUAAAUUCAGUUUUACGCCAUCGUUUUUCACACGAACGAAUCAGAAGUCAAAUCAAAGCAAAAAUAUUUGGUUAUUACAUAACCAAAGGAACGUUUGGUUUGCCUUAAGUUCACUCGAACAGAAUUGCAGGCAAUUCCGGCGCAGGGAAAUUAUUUCCCUCCAACAAAUUAGCCGCAAUCAUAAUUAAAACGAACCCGCUCAAGCGCACCGACUAACGCCGACAGUAUGGGCAAUACGCAAACAAACAAUAGCGCGCCAGCUCAUGAGCCGCAAACGCCGACAAAUGGCGCAGGUGGUGGCACUGGUGGCGGCGCUGGUGGCACGCUGAAGAGUCGUCGCGGCAGUCGAGUCAAAGUUUUUGCACGUUUCAGCCAAAGGAAACAAGCAACGCAGCAACAGCCGACAGCGUCCGCAUCGAAGGAGGCCAUCGUCGCCACACCCACAUCGACUUCCGCUUACGAUGACUCGAUCGAGGAGGAGCUGCUGAUGCUACGCCAAAGUCAUGCGUCUGUGAUAAGGCAAUUGGAGGAUGAACAAAUGGAUUUUCACCCCAUAUCACCGCGUAGCAUUGGCGAACAGCAACAGCAACACAGUGCAGAGACAGCAGCAAAUGAAUCGGACAAACGUACACACUUACGCACAUACAAUCGUUUGGCAGCGCGUGGCCUCAACGAUUUGCCAACGCUUAUCAAAGAUCGACCGAUCAGCGAGAUCAGCAUAACAUCGGCCGAUACUUCGGGCAUACUCUCGCCGACAACAGCACGUGCUGUGCACGAGCUACAGCGUCGCCAUCGCGCCGAUAAGGUAGCCCAUUUGUCCGUCUCACAAACGACAUACUUGGAAUUAGUGCCCGAUACGAGUCCCGAGCUCGAGUCGGACAGUCCGGAUGAGCAGAUGGCGUUGCAGCUGGGUAAGAAAUUGGCACAAGUGCUGAGUAGUAGCGGCAGUAGUGGCAGCGCUGCCACAGUGACGCCACAAGAUAAUGCUGCCGUGGGCACUGUGGGCGGCGCGGAUCUCUUCGGUAACCUGGCGAAGACCAAGAAAAUCGAAUUGCAUAAUUUAUCGUCGAGAUUGGGAACGGCAGCAACCACAACGCCAACUGAGGAGAAAACAGAUGCCAGCACAACGAACAGCAAACAGUUGCCGCCUUCGACAGAAACUCAAUCAACCGUUAUAAUUUCGUUUAAAUCAUCGCAAACACCUGUUCAGUCUCAGCAACAGCUACAGCAACAAUCGCCAACACCAGCGACACCGCCUCCAACGACAAGAACGAAACGGGAAACCGCUAGCGUGUCUACCCCAACCACAACCACAGCGACAGCGGCUGCGGCGACUGGCACAGCAUCGGAAGUUGCUGCAUCAACGCCUACGAACGCUACAGCAACAACAACAACUACAACAGCAGGAGCGUUGGCAUCCACAGAAACUGGCGUUCUAACAGCAGCAACACCUUUAACACCCGCCACACCCAGCAACAAUGUACUCAAACGAGUCGCCUCACUCACGGCUGAGAAGGCAGCAGCUACAGCAGCCGCCGCCGCCGCCAACGCUAUUAACGCCAAUGCAAACGGAAGUGCGAGCGCCACCGGCAUGGCCGCGCAUUUGGAGUAUAUCAGCGGCUGUCGGCGUCUAUCUUAUGUGCCGGAGAAGUUAAGCUUCGCUGCGUAUGAAAAGUUCGAAGGUCAAAUGCUAAUGAAAUGGCUGAUUUCAUCGCUGCAACAAUCGGGCAGUAAUCUCAAUGAACAAGACUUGAAUAAUCUAACAAUACAGUAUUGUAACAAUCUAAUCAAUGUGGGUGUGUUAAAGCAGAUCUCCGAGGAAACGGAUAUUAAAAACUUCAGCCCUUAUUAUAUGUAUCAAUGGACCCACACGGAGGCGCCAACCACAUCUGUGCCACUGACACCUGGCCGGUUGGACACAGUAGCCGUUUGGCCGCAUUGCAGUACACCCAGCACAGUGCCGCGCAUACCAAAGGGCGUACAAGUGGAUACCACCACAGGUGAUCUCACAUUUCAACAGAAUCUCCGCAAGCGGCUGCUUGCCUGUGGCAACCUAACCGAAGUGCACACGGUGGUCAACGAGCUGCUCAAUGUUAGCGAAAUGACACGACGUCCAUCUAAGCGCUGCAUUGAACUAACCGAUCUGCUAAAUGCUAGUGAAGCGACUAUUUACGAAAUUGAUAAACCAACAGCAGCGCCAACUGGCGUUAUUCCCAAGCAAUCUCCACAAGAUAUAGCAAUACAGACUGAUGAAAUAUUAGUGACGGCGACAACCACUUGUCCCCUAUGCAAAGUAAAAGCGAAAGAAACCAGUGAUCAAGAAAUACAAACGGAAGCGGAAGUAGCGCCGAGUGCGCCUAAACCUCCACCACCGCCGCCACCCCCAUUCGAUGCAGCACUGGCACCGCCGCCACCGCCACCGCCACCUCCAACAGCGCCAACAUCAACAGCACCGCCACCGCCACCACCUCCUCCUCCGCCAGGCAUGAAUGCACCGGCACCGCCGCCACCACCACCACCAGCGCUCGGAGCUCCAGCAGCCGGUCCACCACCACCGCCACCACCUGCGUUGCCUCCACUAAACGUUUCAGCUGUGCCACCCCCACCUCCACCAGGUGCGCCAAAACCACCUUCCUCCACAACGCCGGCGCCACUGCCGAAUCCAACGGAAGGCUCUUGGUUUCACACCACGAAUACUCUACGAAAGACUGCCGUUAACCCACCCAAACCUAUGAAGCCGCUUUACUGGACACGCAUAGUUACGAACGCACCACUACCUAAACCGCCACCACCACAAGCCAGCACAGACUCCAGCGGUAGUGGUAGCUCACCAGAUGAUGCUGUCGACUCAGCAACACCCAAAGAAAUCUGGCAGGAAAUUGAGGAGACAAAUCUCGAUAAUAUCGACGAAUUUACCGAACUUUUUUCACGGCAGGCCGUGGUGCCCAUUAGCAAGCCGAAAGAGAAAAAAGUAGUACGUGUGAAGGCAAUGAAGGUGCUGGAUAGUAAACGUUCGCAGAACGUCGGUAUUGUGUCCCGGAGUCUGCAUGUUGACUUCUGUGAGAUCGAACACGCCAUCUAUCACGUCGACACAUCGGUGGUUAGUUUGGAAACUUUGCAGCAGAUUAUUAACAUUAAAGCAACAAACGAGGAAUUGGAACUAAUCAAGGACGCAGCACAAAGCGACAUACCGCUAGACUAUCCCGAGCAAUUUCUGCUCAAAAUCUCACAGAUCUCAAUGUCUACGGAGCGCAUAUCAUGCAUCGUCUUCCAAGCUGAGUUCGAAGAGGCCGCCACGGUAAUUACGCGAAAAUUAGAGGUUGUCACACAACUCUCGCAAUAUCUGAUCGAGAGCGAAGACUUAAAGCAUGUAUUCGCUAUAAUAUUGACGCUGGGUAACUAUAUGAACGGUGGCAAUCGACAGAGAGGUCAAGCGGACGGUUUUACAUUGGAGAUUUUAGGCAAACUCAAAGAUGUCAAAUCGAAAGAGUCACAUACAACGUUACUGCACUUCAUCGUGCGUACCUAUAUAAGUAGGCGACGAAAGGAAGGCGUACAGUUGCUAGAAAUGAUAUUACCUAUACCGGAACCCUCGGACGUAGAGCGUGCUGCACAAGUGGAUUUCGAUGAGGUUAAACAGCAAAUAAUGGACCUGCAUAAAAAACUUAAAGCUAAUCAAAAAACGACGGAACGUGUUGUGAGCGCCUCAACCCCCAACACUUUGGAGCCGUUUAAGUCGAAAAUGGAAGAGUUUAUAGAGAGCGCAACCAAAACGAUUGAUAAGCUCAACAAAGACUUGGAUGAAUCACGUUCAACCUUCAUCGAGACAAUGCGUUUUUAUCAUUUUACGCCAAAAUCACGUGCGCUGGAGCAAUGCACACCCGAUCAGUUCUUUGAGUAUUGGACCAAUUUCACGAAUGACUUUAAGGACAUAUGGAAGAAGGAGAUAGCCACAUUGUAUGACGACUUGUUACGCAAGUCGAAACAGAUACAAACACAAUCACGUAAGAAGGUGAAAACGACAAAAGUGACACCAGGCUGCCUUAAGGAACGUAUCUUGCGAUUGAGUAAAAAAUAAAAUUUGUCUCACAGUUCGAAUUUUUUUAUUAGAAUGAGAGCAAAAUUGUUAGAAAUAUAAUUAUUUUACGAAAUCAUUCAUAUAUACAUUAAUAUUGCUCUAAAAGCUUUUUACGCAUUGUAUUUAUUAUAAUUGUAAUAUUAGCUAAGUAGCCUUAUAUAAUGAUUAGCCUUUAGACUAAAUUAAGUUUAUAUAAGAAAUAUUAUUUUUGUUCUUUUUUUAAA
This is a messenger RNA of Bactrocera tryoni, 4627 nucleotides long. RefSeq names its product protein cappuccino (gene capu). The record is from RefSeq and is a predicted model, not a curated record. Gene Ontology annotation, molecular function: actin filament binding; microtubule binding. Gene Ontology annotation, biological process: actin nucleation; cortical actin cytoskeleton organization; actin filament network formation. The coding region runs from base 552 to 4403 and encodes 1283 amino acids. Gene Ontology annotation, cellular component: cytoskeleton; cytoplasm; actin filament. The transcript is spliced from 9 exons. Lineage: Eukaryota; Metazoa; Arthropoda; Insecta; Diptera; Tephritidae.